CGGGUGGGCUCGGGCCACGGCAGGUUUCCCCUCCUCCCCUUGCACCUCGACUCGAGGCGGCGGCCUGCACUGCACGCGCGCGCGAUAGCAGUAGCCUCGCCGCAGACCGCAGCCUGUGCUUCCCCUUUCCGGUGAAUUGUGGUUUAAUAAGCAAAAGAAAAGGGGGUCUUUUCUGGGCUUCGAAUUUUUGGACGACAAGAUGCACUUCCUUGCAUCAUUUCACGUCCCUACAGGUUUAGUGUUAUCUGAUUUUACGGGAUGGAUGCAAAGAAGUUCCUGCAGCUGGUUGAAGAGAAGAAAAAGAGGAUCCUGGAGAAGAAAGAAGCCCCACUGAAAUGGGAGCAGAAGCUUGAAGCAGCAGCUAAGGCAAAGGCUGAUGCAGAAGCCAAGGAGAAGAAGCUUAAGUCAAGAAAGCACAGGAAGAGAGGAGAUUCUUCCUCAGACUCUGAUAGUGACUCUGACAGUGAUGUUGAUCGGAAACACAGGAAGAGGAAGGACCGCAGAAGGAACAAGAAACAUGGUCACUCUGACUCUGAUGAUGCAAGAAGACGCAAGCGGAGGUCCAAAAGGAGCUCAGACUUGAGCGAUGAGAGUGACAGUGACUACGAGAGUGGGUCUGAAGAUGAACGUAGAAGGAAGCACUCACACAGAAGAAGGCGCCAUAGACAUUCAUCAAGGUCAGAUUCUGAAGACUAUAGCAGUGAUGAGGAAGAGCGGAGGUCAACCAAGAAGGACCACUCUAGGAGCUGCAGACGCCGUCAUCAAUCAUCAGAUGACGACUCUGAUUCUGAGGGCAAGGUAAGGUUGAGACACAGGAAGCGUAUGAGAUCUAGUGAUGAAGACGCACCAUCAGAUUCCAACCAUAAGCGCCACAGGAGCCGCUCCUUGGAUGAGUCACCUGAUGAAACAGAGAAGAUGGGAAAUGGCAAACGGUCUCACAAGAAUGGCCAUCGCCAUCACCGUCACCCCCGGCACCACCAUCAUGAACGCCACAUUAGUUCUUCAGAACCAGACAAGAGGCUAGUAGUGAAAGACGACCAGAAAACCCUUGAAGGUGACAGCGCAGAUUGAAGAACCUCCAGAGGAUGGGAAGAUUGAUUUUUCAUUCGUGGUGUUGCCACUUCGGUUAACUAUGUGGAACCAGAACUUUGUUGUACUGAUAACAUUUGUUUGAUCUGGCAAUUAAACCUUAGAAGAUACUUUCAUCAUUUCUUUUUA
Molecule: messenger RNA, 1218 nt
Organism: Panicum hallii
Lineage: Eukaryota; Viridiplantae; Streptophyta; Magnoliopsida; Poales; Poaceae
Product: CAX-interacting protein 4
Exons: 3
Coding region: 259-1071 (270 amino acids)
Source: RefSeq, a predicted model, not a curated record